UUUAUUUUCUUCCCGCCAAUUUCUUCACCUCCAUUUUCUCUUUCUCUCUCCAAACUCUGCAUUUAUCAUAAACAUAAACAUAAACAUUUCUUUAUUCAUCACCUCAAAUUCCAACUAUAUUAUCAACAUAAACUUCCUUAAUUCAAACUCGCAAAAUGCAACAAGAGACAAUGACCUCUUCUAAGACGAUGAACCGAAUCUCAUCACCAGCUCAAUAUUCGGAUAUCUUCAAUCCGCCUCCAUACUCUUCGAUUUUCUUUCACUCUACAUCAUCUCCGACCUCGAUUGUAACUCCUUCAAAAACGUCGUCAUACGACAACUCUACACCAACAAAAGAAAGUGUCGCAAAUGCUGCAGCGAAAAAUCUCUCUAUACUGAUGUCGGAGCACAAGGAUCUUAUCAAACGCCAUGCUCUCUGCCUCAAACAGCUCCAUAAAACUUUUAAAGAAGCUGAAAAUCUCCGUCAAGAGAAUACAAACCUCCGCAUGGCAAAUCUUGAACUCGGCAACCAGGUUAACCUCCUAAUUCAGACAACUCUCAAGAAUCGGUACCAGACAGUGUCAAUUUCUGAUUAUACAGAGCAAUCUGGCUCAUCUUCUCUCUCCUCGAGUUCUGAGAAGUUCGUUGGCGGUUAUGCGAAGGAGAGAGAAAAUGAAGGUCUGAAGGAAGGAUUUGUAUCUCAAAGUCAGAGUCCAACAAAGCUUACGAUGGAGAACAGUGAAUCGGAGAUUGAGAAGGAUGAAGAAGCUCGAGUUACGUUGCCGAAAAGUAUCUCAGUGAGGUCUAAUGGAUUCUUGAAGAUGAAUCAAACUUCUGGUGCUGGCAAUAAUUCUUCGCUUAGUCCUGCAACUAGGAUUCGAGCUCCAAGUCCUGUCUCUGGACCGCAAAAGGUGUAUGUCCGAGGAGGAAGCAAGAAGGAUGGACCCAUAGAGCUGGAAGUAUACAAUCAAGGAAUGUUUAAGACUGAGCUAUGCAACAAAUGGCAAGAGACUGGGACCUGCCCUUAUGGAGAUCAUUGCCAAUAUGCUCAUGGCAUCAAUGAACUUCGUCCUGUCAUUCGCCACCCUCGCUACAAGACUGAGGUCUGCCGCAUGGUCCUUGCUGGUGAUCCCUGCCCAUAUGGUCAUCGCUGCCACUUUCGUCAUGCCCUCACUGAUGAGGAGAAGCUUAUGCUUCCACUCAGACUUGACUAGCAACUUCAUUCCACUGCUACAAAACCAUCUGCUGCUGAAAUCUUAUUCAGGUACCAUAAAUUCCAUAAUUGAAGAUUGAAAGCUUAUACUAUCACACAAAUGUAGCAUAAUAAUAUCUACUAAUGAAGUAAAUAUGCACUAUAUAAUAGUACAAAAGCCAAAUAUGGAACCCACAAUUGAUGAUAAAUACUGGCAGUAAGUUUGUCUAUAAAUACUAAGAAAAGGAAACAAAGAAGUAAAUAGCAAUGAAGCAGGGAUUCUGCUGUUGAAGCUUUCACUAAUUGCUUCUGGUGUUGAAGGGCCAAGUUACACAACAAUAAGAAGUCUGGACUUUUUUGUAAUAAUUUGUACUCCUAGUACAUGCUUCGUCCCACUAGCCAUUGUAUAGCAGAGCUUGUUUGUAGCUUCAUGUCAAACCUGAAACUGCAAACCAUAUAUUCAUAGUAUUGAUUUCC
Molecule: messenger RNA, 1648 nt
Organism: Amaranthus tricolor (Joseph's coat)
Lineage: Eukaryota; Viridiplantae; Streptophyta; Magnoliopsida; Caryophyllales; Amaranthaceae
Product: zinc finger CCCH domain-containing protein 15
Exons: 3
Coding region: 156-1193 (345 amino acids)
Molecular function (GO): metal ion binding; mRNA binding
Source: RefSeq, a predicted model, not a curated record